Molecule: messenger RNA, 3218 nt
Organism: Nannospalax galili (Upper Galilee mountains blind mole rat)
Lineage: Eukaryota; Metazoa; Chordata; Mammalia; Rodentia; Spalacidae
Gene: Ppp1r13l
Product: protein phosphatase 1 regulatory subunit 13 like
Exons: 13
Coding region: 184-2685 (833 amino acids)
Biological process (GO): positive regulation of cell differentiation; regulation of transcription by RNA polymerase II
Molecular function (GO): transcription factor binding
Source: RefSeq, a predicted model, not a curated record
UGUUUUUAGGGAAUCAAAGUUUCAGCAGAUCUGGUGCUGGCUCCUCCCACGGCACCUCAAACGUGGUUUUUCCCACCUCCGUCUUAAAGGGGCCUCACUCCGCUUAAAGUUCUUAAAGAGACAGGACGAUUGAUUGAGCAGAAAUUUCUGAAAGAGGCAGGUGCACCCGCUCCAGUUGGCACCAUGGACAGCGAAGCAUUCCAGAGUGCUAGGGACCUCCUGGAUCUGAAUUUCCAGUCACUGGCCAUGAAGCACAUGGACCUGAAACAGAUGGAGUUGGACACUGCAGCUGCCAAAGUGGACGAACUGACCAAGCAGUUGGAGUCUCUGUGGUCGGAUUCACCAGCACCUCCCGGACCACAGGCUGGAGUCCCCUCCAGAGUGUCCCGGUAUAGCACCAGUCCUGUUCCAGAACAUUUUGGCAGCCGAGGGUCCCCCCAGAAGGCAGCCACCGACACCGGAGAUGCCCGUUUUGGACGCUCAGAGAGUGCCCCAUCCCUGCACCCUUAUAUCCCUCUGUCCCCUAAGGGCCGGCCAUCGUCUCCACGCACCCCAGUCUACCUGCAGCCGGACACCUAUGGCAGCCUGGACCGUGCACCAUCACCCCGGCCUCGCGCCUUUGAAGGAGCUGGCAGUCCCCUUGGCCGGGCACCAUCCCCGCGGCCCGGGGCUGGUCCGCUCCGCCAGCCGGGUCCCCCAACGGCUUACGACUACCUGGGCCGUGCGGGAUCCCCGCGGGGCAGCCCUCUAGCAGAGGGACCUCAGGCCUUCUUCCCAGAGCGGGGACCGUCCCCACGUCCACCUGGUGCAGCCUAUGAUGCGCCAGCUACAUUCGGGAGUCCUCUGCUGGGCGCCGGGGGCAGCGCCUUUGCCCCGCCACUGCGCGCACAAGAUGACCUGACACUGCGCCGGAGGACGCCGAAAGCCUGGAACGAGUCUGAUCUGGAUGUGGCCUAUGAGAAGAAAUCUUCCCAGACCUCGAGCUAUGAAAGGCUGGACGUCUUCACGAGGCCAGCUUCCCCUGCUUUGCAGCUGCUACCCUGGAGAGAGAGCAGCCUGGAUGGACUGGGUGCCACUGGCAAGGACAACCUCACCAGUGCCACCCUGCCACGCAAUUACAAGGUGUCCCCUCUGGCCAGCGACAGGCGUUCUGACAUAGGCAGCUACCGGCGCUCUAUGGGCUCAACUGGACCCUCAGGCACUUUGCCCCGCAGCUGGCAGCCUGUCAGCCGCAUCCCCAUGCCCCCCUCCAGCCCCCAGCCCCGCAGUGCUCCCCGGCAGCGCCCCAUUCCCCGUAGCAUGAUCUUUAAGCUCCAGAAUGCAUUCUGGGAGCAUGGGGCCAACAGGGCUGUGCCCCUGGGAUCCACCAUCUUCUCCCGAGCACCCCCACCUAAACUACCUUCCCAGCCCCAGCCACCCCCUCAAUCCCAGCUGCAGCCCCAACCUCAACCUCAGAUGCCACCUCAGCCCCAGCCCCAGCCCCAGGCCCAGCCCCAGCCCCAGACUGCAGCCCCCCAGCCCUCCCUACAGACAUGGCCUCCAAUAAAUGAAGGCCUCCUCAAAUCCUCUGCUGAGCUAGAACCCGAGCCAGAGCUAGAGGGCCUGCUCGUGCCCGCACUGGAGGCUGGAGAUGCAGAUGAAGGCACUGUGACUCGGCCCCUCAGUCCCACGAGGCUGCAGCCAGCAUUGCCACCCGAGGCACAGUCUGUGCCCGAGCUUGAGGAGGUGGCACGAGUACUGGCAGAGAUUCCUCGGCCCCUGAAACGUAGAGGCUCCAUGGAGCAAAGUCCUGCUGUGGCCCUGCCCCCCACACACAAGAAACAGUACCAGCAGAUCAUCAGCCGACUCUUCCACCGGCAUGGUGGCCCAGGGCCUGGGGGACCAGAGCCAGAACUGUCCACCAUCACCGAGGGAUCUGAGACCAGGGCAGGGCCUCCAGCUCCUGCCCCACCUGCUCCCAUCCCACCCCCAGCUCCACCCCAGAGCAGCCCUCCAGAGCAACCUCAGAGCAUGGAGAUGCGCUCGGUGCUACGCAAAGCAGGGUCCCCACGCAAGGCUCGGCACGCACGCCUCAACCCACUGGUGCUGCUGCUGGACGCAGCGCUGACUGGGGAGCUGGAUGUGGUACAGCAGGCAGUGAAAGAGAUGAACGACCCAAGCCAACCCAACGAGGAGGGCAUCACCGCCCUGCACAAUGCCAUCUGCGGUGCCAACUAUCCCAUCGUGGACUUCCUCAUCGCUGCGGGUGCCAAUGUCAACUCCCCUGACAGCCACGGCUGGACACCAUUGCACUGUGCAGCGUCCUGCAACGACACGGCCAUCUGCACUGUGCUGGUGCAGCAUGGCGCUGCCAUCUUCGCCACCACACUCAGUGACGGUGCCACCGCCAUCGAGAAGUGCGACCCUUAUCGCGAAGGCUACACAGACUGUGCCACCUACCUGGCAGAUGUGGAGCAAAGCAUGGGGCUGAUGCACAACGGGGUGGUGUACGCACUCUGGGACUACAGUGCUGAGUUUGGGGAUGAGCUGUCCUUCCAUGAGGGCCAGUCAGUCACCGUGCUGCGGAGGGACGGGCCUGAGGAGACCGACUGGUGGUGGGCAGUACUGCACGGCCAGGAGGGUUAUGUGCCCCGCAACUACUUUGGGCUCUUCCCUAGGGUGAAGUCUCAGAGGAGCAAAAUCUAGCGAUAUAGAGGAUGAUGAGAAGGAAGCCAGCUGCCUUCCACCUGGAACUUACCCUCCAUCCACUAUGGCCUUACCUGCACCCCUAAUCCCCAGAGGGGUGUGGUCUUCACCAAAAGUUCUCUGCUCUUCCAGAGGCUUUGGGGAGGACAAACUCAGCCUUAAGAUUAGGAACCUACCUUAGGCAUUGGGUGUGCAACUGGGCUGCGAAUCUCUGGGGGCAGGAGAACUCCACAUUUGCCAAGUCAAAUCCUGCCCCAAAAUGCCUCCCACUUCCAACAAACCACUGCGCCAUCCCAGCAGAGCUUGGGAGGGUGACCCACCAGUUCAUUUCCCUGGGAGUCCUUCCUCCCUCUCUCUCCCAGCAGCCCCCAUUCCUCCAGCAGCCCUAGGGCCUGGAGGAGGCACAUGGCUCCUGAGCAGGAUGUCUGCCUGUCUCUCUGCAACUAAGUGUCUUCACACUGUGUGGAUGAAUGUUUAUAACCACAGGGCGAACUUUGUCCUUUAUAAAUAAAGGUAGUUUACACAAAAAUGAA